CCCUUGUUUCAGUGGCGACCUAACGCUGUUUCUGCGGAUCAUCAUCCCCUGCGCAUCAAAAACCCUAAACCCUAAUCGCAGUGAAGUCAAUUGGGAAAUAUGAUGAUCUUUUAUGGUUAUUGUUCUAAAUUUCGCAGCACCAAAUUUACAGCAUUCAAAACUACGGCAUAUGUUCUCUGCAAUUUCAGUCGCUCAAGAUCGAUGUCUCAAUCCACCUCCAUUCCCAGAAAGCUCGAAAGGGUUCGUGACCAUGGCUACGAUAAUUACAUGGAUGUGGAGAAGAAAACCCGAAAAGUGCUCAAGUUUCAGGACCUUAUUCUCACCCAAAUUAACCAAACCAUCCCAGUUUCUCGCCUUGAUGUCUCAGCUCGUCGCCUUGGCUUCAAACAGCACGAAGCUGGGGCGUUUGUCCUCAAAUUCCCUCAUGUGUUUGAAAUCUACGAGCACCCUGUUCAACGAAUCCUCUAUUGCAGGUUAACUCGAAAAGCCCAUCUCCAAAUCGAGCAGGAAAAGCAGGCUGUCAUUGCGCAGAUUCCGGAUGCUGUGACUCGGCUGAGGAAGCUUUUGAUGAUGUCCAACAAUGGCCGUCUUCGCCUCGAGCACAUCCGAAUCGCCCGGUCUGAGUUCGGGUUGCCGGAUGAUUUCGAGUAUUCGGUAGUUCUCAAAUACCCUCAAUUCUUUAGACUGUUUGAUGCAAAAGAAACCAGGAAUAAGUACAUUGAAAUUGUAGAAAGAGAUCCAAAUCUUACUGUUUGUGCAAUAGAGAAAGCUAGGGAGAGAGUUUAUAGAGAAAAAGGGAGUGAUGCUGAGGAUAUUAGAUUCUCGUUCAUUGUGAAUUUUCCUCCUGGAUUCAAGAUAGGGAAGUAUUAUAGAAUUGCAGUGUGGAAAUGGCAGCGGCUACCUUAUUGGUCGCCGUACGAGGACGUUUCUGAGUACGAUAUGAGGUCCAUUGAAGCACAGAAGAGGAUGGAGAAGAGGGCAGUGGCAACAAUUCAUGAGAUGUUGUGUUUGACUGUAGAGAAGAAGAUCAGUUUGGAACGGAUUGCACAUUUUCGAUUGGCGAUGGACCUGCCGAAGAAGUUGAAGGAUUUCCUUCUUCAGCAUCAGGGGAUUUUCUACAUUUCAACCAGAGGUAACCAUGGGAAGCUUCACACUAUUUUCCUCAGGGAGGCUUACAGGAGAGGUGAGUUAAUAGAGCCAAAUGAUGUGUAUUUGGCUAGAAGAACACUGGCUGAGUUGGUUUUACUCAGUCCAAGGAAGGCAAAACUUAACAGAGAACUAGUUGGGUACAGGAGAGAAAGAGUGGGCUAUGAUAUGGAAAGCUUUAGGCCAGAUAAAUUAGAUGAUUAUGGUGCUGGGGACAGAGGCAAUGUGAGAGACGUUUUGGACUCGGACGUGGGUUCUGAUUCAGAGUCCGAUUUCUCCGAUGAUAGUAAUCGUAGUGUUGAUGAAACGUUCGAGGAAGAGGAUGUGAACAUAACCAAAUAACGGAAACUCGAUUGUUCUCGAUCAUCUCCUUCGAGCUGCUAGAUUAUCUCUGAUUAAAUGAGACUGUGUUGAAGCCUCAAAACUCAUUUGGUAGCUCCUGGUUGUAAACUAAAACACAAGUGCUCUUCGAACGUAAAUUUUGUUCAUCAGGAGCGUAGCGGCCUUGAUCUUCACUUCGAUAUUCAUUGUUCGAUUGGGGCGGUAGAUCUUCAUGGUUCUGUUUUGGAUAUGUGGUUUGGCAAUGUGAGAUGCCAUGGCUUAAAGAGGAGUGUCAUGAUGAUGCCACAGGCAUGGAAUCCAAAUUUUGAAGGCGAAGAAGAAUUAGGUAAAAUGCAAAUGAAUUCAAGUUUGAUGGGCAGAAUCUGCAGGAAAA
Messenger RNA from Cucurbita moschata (crookneck pumpkin), 1861 nucleotides. RefSeq names its product protein ROOT PRIMORDIUM DEFECTIVE 1. Gene Ontology annotation, molecular function: RNA binding. The coding region runs from base 100 to 1488 and encodes 462 amino acids. NCBI's taxonomy places the organism in Eukaryota, Viridiplantae, Streptophyta, Magnoliopsida, Cucurbitales, Cucurbitaceae. The record is from RefSeq and is a predicted model, not a curated record. The transcript has a single exon.